CAAUAUGUGUUUCUCAUCAUCAUUGGUAUAACAUCUGUUCAAUCUUCAUGUGAGUUAUGCGGCCGUUGCUGAGGCGGCUCUUGGCCAAGCCUGAAGUUGCGAGCCAAUAGAGAUGGGAAAGAAAGCGAAGAGAUCAAGGAAGGGGAAGAAAGCUUGGAGAGCCAAACAUAAGCGUUGCCGAAAUCGAAGACUUCUUCAAAAAAUCCGCCAAACACGCGCUCUCCGGUGGCUCCCUCACUGAUCUUCCCAGCGAGUCUCUCUUCUACGUCGACAAGUCUAAAGGUACUCGCUGGGACGUUGCUUUCUCCUGGCGAUGGCGUCUAUACUUGGAUGUGUUCCUUGCAUCCAUUUGUUGUUCCUGUUGCGCUUUGCUCUUCCUAUGCUUGGCGAGAGAAAACAGAAGACACUGGACAAAAGAAGAAAAAAUACAAAGCAUCACAUUUGCAAGAUGCACAAAGUUUUUUUACCGUGUUUAUGUUUUGCAUCUUAUAGGCAUAGCCAUCCCGCUACACAACCAAUCAAUUCAAUGGAUUUUUUCUUUGAUGAAGUGAAUUUUGGAGCUUCUAACUAUGCACAUUCUGCAUAUUCCAUGGUUCUUGUGGCCAUGGCGAGCAUUGCAUCUUUAUUUGUUUUAUCUAAAAGCAAUGGAUUUGUUGGAAUCUUGUUUAUUUCUUUCAAUUGGCCAUCCUCCUAGACAAGGUAAUUCAUCAAUACAUUCCUCCCGACAACGAUACAAAAGUAUGCAUUCUACUAUCAAAAGAGACAACAGUAUUGUUCAAGAUAAUUCAUGUCCAGACUAUCUAGGAAGAUGAACUGGUAAAUAUUCUAAGCCUCUUUAAAUUUACUUGGCAUAAGUUUAGUUAGUUGUGAAAUAUAUAUGGAUAUGAUCUCACAAUUGUCAAAUUUAAUGGCUUUUAGCAAAUAUGAUGUGUAAUUUUUAGUGCUUUUAGAAAGAUUAGUCCUAAUUGCUUAUAGUGUUAGCUUUUUGUUUUUUCUUUUAAAAUUGUUAAUCAUACUAACCUUUUUAGUUAUAAGUCAUCGAUGACCAGUUUCUGUUUGUCAUUUAUACUUAAAUGACCAUUUUAGUUAUAUUUCAGUCCAUCUAACUUUGGUUUUUCCUUGAAACUUGAUUUU
This is a messenger RNA of Tripterygium wilfordii, 1134 nucleotides long. RefSeq lists its product as uncharacterized. The coding region runs from base 314 to 694 and encodes 126 amino acids. The record is from RefSeq and is a predicted model, not a curated record. The transcript has 5 exons. NCBI's taxonomy places the organism in Eukaryota, Viridiplantae, Streptophyta, Magnoliopsida, Celastrales, Celastraceae.